Molecule: messenger RNA, 693 nt
Organism: Polychytrium aggregatum
Lineage: Eukaryota; Fungi; Chytridiomycota; Chytridiomycetes; Polychytriales
Exons: 3
Source: RefSeq, a predicted model, not a curated record
AUGCACACUUACCUGUGGACCUCUGCCGUGCUUCUUGCCGCCGUCGCCCCCUCGGUUACCGCCGUCAAUCAGCUGGCUGUCCUCCAAGCCAGUACCGCCGCCGCCGGAACCGCCAUUCCCAACUUCAACCUCAACCAGUUCCCCGUCUCCAACUCUCAGUUCUGCCGCCAGAUCUUCCAGGAAAACCGUGCCGUCCAGGCCUCCAAUGGCUCCCAGAUCAAGACGGGCGCCUGCUCAUCCACGCCCAUGGGACAGAUCCCCACCUUCAACAACAUGGUCUCCACUCUGAUCACCAACCCCGUUGCCGGUGCGACCCUCAACGCUGCCGUCGACAACACCGUCACCAUCGAUCUCCUCAACAUGGCCACUGGUUUCUUCGAUGAUCCCCAGCAGCAGUACUACAUCUUCCCCCAGUCCCUUAACAACCAGGGCAACAUUCAGGGACACAACCACAUCACCAUCCAGACCCUUGCCGUCAACGCCGCCCCUGAUCCGCGUGCCUUUGUCUUCUUCAAGGGUCUGAACCAAGCCUCGCCCGAUGGUCGUACUCUCUCCGUGACCGUCCCGGCCGGUACCUUCAAGGUCAACGGUGUCCACCGAAUCUGCUCUCUGGCGGGUACCUUCUCUCAUCAACCUGUGGUUAUGCCCGUCGCUCAGCGUGGUGCCCAGGAUGACUGUAUUCGUAUCAUUGUU